Drosophila kikkawai is the source of this 1230-nucleotide messenger RNA. The record is from RefSeq and is a predicted model, not a curated record. NCBI's taxonomy places the organism in Eukaryota, Metazoa, Arthropoda, Insecta, Diptera, Drosophilidae.
UCUGCAAGGGUAUACAAACUUCGGCGUGCCGAAGUUAGCUUCCUUUCUUGUUUUUUUUUAAUUUUCUUGCACGCUUAAUACCGUUGCCAAUUCGGGGAUUUUUCACGAGUUUCUUGUGUCGUCGCUGGGCCUUAAUUGACGUUGGCUUACCUGGGCCAAAAAAAAAAAAAAAAAAAAAACAUACACACAGCAUUUAAAAAGGUCUUCCAUUUGUUUACCAUUUGGUUUCGACUUGGCCACUUCCAGUGACUCCACACAGCUCUCGCCAAGCUCUGGCUAUUGAGUGUCCUUCUGCUUGUUACCAUUGCCGCCAGCAGUUGGCCCACGGGGACAUCAGCAGCCCCAAGAGUAGCUCGUGGAUUACAUCUGAUCUUGCCACAUCGCCAUAGCUCAACGGAGCCAGCUCCUUCUUCAACUCCUUCUACAUCAGCAUCAACACCAGCACCUGUCCACAUCGCGCAUCGGAGGAGCUUGAGGGCCAGGCAUUUGAAAGCCAGACGCCUUCACCACGUCUCCUUGAGGAAAGCUGAAGAGCCCCAAUUCCUGCUUAUGAAACAAAUCAAAGACCUUACCAGCUGCAAAAGCAUGGAGGUCAAUACCUUAAAAGUGGCUAAGCUCAAGGAUGCGCUAAUGUUUGCCCAGAACCACAAGGACUCUGUGAUCUGUACUACCGAAGAUUGGCUCCAGAACAUCUAUGAGGAGAGCAGCAUUGGCGUAGCAUUGAAUACCUUAAAGCUUUGGAGCUUGGAUCUGGAGCAUCCGCUUAAGGAUCGGGUCAGCAAGGUGAAUUUUACCGCCGAGGGAAAGUUCGUGUACAAGGGAGCCAUUGGCAGCCUCGAGGAGGAGAUGCCCAAGAUUGUGGAGACCCUGUUUGUGUUGGAUACUCUGUUGAAUACAACCAAAUUCGACGAUAUGCAAAAAGAAUGCACCUUCAGGCACAUCUUGAAUUCAGUGCGAAGCAACACAGCCAGGGCCAUGGAAUUUAUGAAGCAGCAACAGUGCAAUGCCAAGGAGGUGAUACACUACCACCAAAAGAUUCCGCGGCUGCCCUUCUUCAUUGCCUUGGAGACCAUCAAGGUCCUGACCGUUCUGGAGUACACCUACGAGCAGCUGGUGAACAACAUGCUCAAGGGUUAACCCGGGACUCGAUUGGUUCGGAGCCGAAAGCAAGCAAUACCAAAAAGAAACUGAAAUCGCUGACCUAAUGAAAUCUCAAGGCCGAAAGGUCAC